Adelges cooleyi (spruce gall adelgid) is the source of this 957-nucleotide messenger RNA. RefSeq names its product probable peptidyl-tRNA hydrolase 2. Gene Ontology annotation, molecular function: peptidyl-tRNA hydrolase activity. The record is from RefSeq and is a predicted model, not a curated record. Lineage: Eukaryota; Metazoa; Arthropoda; Insecta; Hemiptera; Adelgidae. Bases 149 to 781 code for a protein of 210 amino acids. Gene Ontology annotation, cellular component: cytosol; mitochondrion. The transcript has 4 exons.
AUGAUAAGACUUGUUGCCCGUUGAUUUUUCUUUUGAAAUUUUACAAAUGAGUUUCAACAAACCGUUAAUUUCAGUCGAGAUUUUUUUUUUGUACAAACAAAUGCGUUGAAUUGUUUAAAUAGCAUAUAAUAUAAACGUGUCUCAUAUUAUGAGUUCAAUUAACGAAGAGAAUAAAGAAGUCCAAGCCGUCGAUAGUGAAUGUACAGAACAGCAGAAUGUACAAAAAGAAAAAUUAGCUCAAGAAUUGAUCGAAAUGGGGUUUCCCGAGGCGGACGUGUUAAAAAUAAUCGAAUCGGCCGGAUGCUGCGUACCCAAAGAUGUGAUUGUCGAACAGUUGUUGACUAAUCCGACCAAACCGUUGUCCGACGAUUGUAUACCCUUAGUAGAGGACGACGGUGAUCAGUUAUGGGAAGACGUGAACAUUCCCUACAAGAUGGUCAUCGUAAUCAACAUGGGACUCAAAAUGGGCAUCGGAAAAAUCGCCUCUCAGGCCGCUCAUGCUGCUCUGGGCUUGUACGAAGUUGUCAAAGGUCGCAAAAGUCUCAAGAAUGAUUUUCACAUUUGGGACGAUCAAGGAAGUCGAAAAAUCGUCUUGGAAGCCAAAGACACUGCCGACCUAAUCCGCAUAUGCACCGCAGGAAAAUUGCACAAUAUACCGUGCUUUUGCGUCCAAGACGCGGGUCUAACGGAGAUAGCGCCGAAUUCGUUCACGGCGCUCGCACUUUUCGGAUCCGACGACCAACUGAAACCCGUCACCGGAAAGCUGAGAUUACUUAAAUGAUGGGGAGGGUUUUUUAACCCCGAGGAUAAAAAAAACAAAUAAACCGUGUUUUGUAUUUUUUUUUUUUUUGAAACAUUUAAUGUGAUAAAUAUCAUAAUGUUACAUUACAAAAAAUUGUUUAACUACAAAUGUGCCGAUUAAAAACACAAGUGACCAUAUUAUAUAUUGAAUACACG